CUGCCCCGUCGCCUGCGUUCUGGCGUGCCAGCACACUCGAUCAGGCGCCCUGUUACACAGCUGGCAUAAAUCACUGCUACAUUCAGCGAUCUGGCUCAUUCCCCUUGCUCUGCAAGCCACAGCUCACUCUGAAGCAUGCGCAUUCUACUGGAGAGCAGCUGGAUGAAGUUUGGUCCGGCUGGUAGGGGUACCUAUGACUGGGUGACAGGGGCACCACCUCCUUCCGUGGAGAAACAAUUGCAAGGUUACCACUGGAAUGAGCUAUCCCCCGAUGAGGGAACCAAGUCUGAGAUCAUUGCCUAUAUCAUCCUCCCUACUGCCUCACUCCUCUUUAUUGGCUUCUUGGCCUUCCUAGCCUACAGGAAGUUCUCUCACAGUAAGCUGGCCCUGGCAAAUGUCAUUGCACUGGAUAUGAAUGAUGCAGAGGGCAAUGCUGAGUUUCUAUCUUCUCUGAACUGCGACGUUGAGCAGUUCUCCCGCUCCAGCUCGGACACGUCGGACGGCGUCUUCCUCAUGGUCUACCUACCGCCCCCAUAUGAGGAGACCCUCACUAAGAUCACUCGAGCUACCAGCUCCUCCAGCGCCAAGGACAUGGAGUCCAUGAAGAUGGAAGACCUGGAGGCCAGGCUGUGCCCAGAGACCAAUUCAAGUGGCUGCUACGUGUAACAAUGGCAAGUCAGGGUGUGGAGGGAUAGUUUCUACCUACAACUAAAUAUUUAAUCAGACAGAGGAAAAUGUGGCAGCUAAAAUGGCUUUUGUGGAUCUGCAUAUUAAAUCAUCUACUCUUGCGGUUUCUUCUUCCAGGGUGCUUACUAGACACCUGUUGAAUUUUGUGGAACAGACAGUGCUUGGUGACUAAAGCGACACUCCCAUUAAUCAUGUGUUUGUUGCCAUGCCUUGUAAAGGAUCUGGCCACCUAUGGCAUCAAUCCACUCACAUGUAUAGUGUUGAUAUGUUUUCAUUGGUCUUUCUUGAUAAAAUCACUUUGUGUUCAUCUUAGUAGCACUGGCACAUGGUUUUGAGACAGGUCUCAUGAAGAGUAUCAAGAGGAAGAGCAAUUUUUUUCCAGUGUAUCAGCGCUUUAUUUUCUUUGGUUUCCAGUUGUGUAGAAAUAUAGGGUAUUAACCCUGUUGAACCCAGCCACACAUAAAAGAAAGGAAAUAGCUCAAAAAUAACAUGUUGGUUUAAGGAUUUGUUUUAAUUUGGCCUUAUAAUUCAUCCAGGUGUAAACAAAAACUUGCUAAAAACCAGCAUAUAUUGUAUAUUCAAAGAUUUGU
Anguilla anguilla (European eel) is the source of this 1277-nucleotide messenger RNA. Its product is annotated as small integral membrane protein 28-like. Bases 136 to 666 code for a protein of 176 amino acids. The record is from RefSeq and is a predicted model, not a curated record. The transcript has 2 exons. Lineage: Eukaryota; Metazoa; Chordata; Actinopteri; Anguilliformes; Anguillidae.